Ixodes scapularis (black-legged tick) is the source of this 650-nucleotide messenger RNA. It is a transcript of the gene ND-B17.2, whose product is annotated as NADH dehydrogenase [ubiquinone] 1 alpha subcomplex subunit 12. Bases 119 to 541 code for a protein of 140 amino acids. Gene Ontology annotation, biological process: response to oxidative stress; mitochondrial respiratory chain complex I assembly. The record is from RefSeq and is a predicted model, not a curated record. NCBI's taxonomy places the organism in Eukaryota, Metazoa, Arthropoda, Arachnida, Ixodida, Ixodidae. Gene Ontology annotation, cellular component: membrane. The transcript is spliced from 4 exons.
CUCCAGCCGCUGCCGCUGCUUUAGCAGUUUUAGCCACUGGCCCACUGGCUUUAGCAAAGCAAGCUGAUUCUGCGCUCGACCGAAACUACCGAGACAUAGCGGGGGGCUCUCUACUAGGAUGGAGUUCUUCGGGCUGGACAAAAUUAGGAAGGUUCUCGAAAUCGUUCGGCACAAUGGGGGUGUAAUGCACUCGUUUUGGAAGAGUUUCAGGAUGGACGAUCUGCGGAUGGGAACUCUGGUAGGCACGGACAAGGUAGGAAACAAGUACUACGAAAACAACCGAUUUUUCUACGGUCGUAACCGGUGGGUCGAGUACGCCGACCACUACAACUUCGACUAUGACGGCAGUCAAGUUCCCGCCGAAUGGCACAGGUGGCUGCACUACAGCACGGACGACCCCCCGACCAAGGUGCCCCCCGUUGCCUACAAGUGGUUGGCCGAGCACACCGAGAACAUGACCGGCACCAACCAGGCCUACGUACCGUACAGCACCGUGAGGCCCAAGAUCCAGCCAUGGGUGCCUCCGGCACCCAAGAAGUGACGGGGCGUGGCGAGAGUCCGCACGGCACACUGCAGGUCUUCGUUGGAAGUAGUUUAAUGGGGGCAUUUUGUACAUAAGGUAGCGGAUCUAAUAAAAUGCCAUCACCGAA